CGCGUUCAUCUGCUCCAUCUGGUGGCUGGAUCGACCAGGAAAACAAAAAUUUGGAAAAUUCAGCUCUUGCCCCGCCAGCUCUAUUGGCUGUGUGAAUGCUCAUUGUGUGUUGAACCUUGCCUUUCGCCCAAAUCCGUUGCUCCCAAUUGCUUAACUGAGACUUUAGAACUGCGGACCUACGAGGUCACGGCUGCUUGCUAGGCUGGGACAGCACACUUUUGCAUCAGGAAUAAAAGACAAGGAGCGAUAGCAGUAGAAAACAUAACAGGCUAAGCACCGAGCUUCCUUUCCUUUGGACUUUCCAUUGUCCUGCGGCUGUGUCCGCUCCGACGCUUCGGUCACGGCAGCAUUUGCGCUGUUUUAGGCUUUUGAAGCACCGAGGUCACCGGACUAGGUGUUGAAUAUCCUUGAAGGUAUGCCCUUACUUGCAUCGUCUUCACCUAAGCUGUUCCUAGCGCGCUUUUACCUUAGACGCAUGCCUUUGCAAGAUGGAAUCGUAAAACGCAGUUACCUGAGCAUCCGCUGAGAUUUAUGCUGAUGAUUGGAAACAGAAUUAAAUGACCCUAUUCUCAACAUAAUCUAAGCAUAUCUGGAAAAUCCUCAUCAAGGAUUCUCAAAUCAUGGAUCUUGACACGGAGGAUAUACAAAUGACGGGCACCAAUCCAGAGCGACCGCCACAGUCUGAAUCGGCUCCUGUCAGCAUACGAGCUACCGAGGUCGGUGCGCAAGCUCUAGCGAUGGAGGACGCUGCACCCGUCACUACUACCAAUGGCCAAGUGAGUAGUGGCGUUGAUGACGCUUCAAUCAAUAUUAUGAAUUUGCCAGACCCAACCCAGGUGUCACAGCUCAGAGCCACGCCGCAGUCACAGACAUUCCAGGAUACGGCAUCCGAAGAAGAUGGCACAUCGGCUUCUCAGUCCUCGCUUCCCAUAAAAGGAACUGGGAUCAACAGUCACACUGUGCCUCGAAAGCUGCAAGGCGUUGUCAUUUACUCGGAACCAGCUGCCCCAAAUCUACCAUAUGCGUCACAAAGAACGGGUCUGGUCUAUGACCCACGUAUGCGCUUCCACACCGAGCUGGAAAUUGAUGAAGAUGAGGAGAUACAUCCGGAGGAUCCUCGUCGAAUCUACGAGAUUUACAACGACCUUGUUCAGGCUGGUCUCGUGGUCGUCGAGGGCCAGGAAGUAGAUGAGCGCUUGAAACCAUACAAGCUGAUUCGAAUUCCAGCACGGGAAGCUGAGGCCGGUGAGAUCUGUCUCGUCCAUAGUCAGCGGCACUAUGAAUGGAUGACAACGCUGAAGUCGCUGCCGAAAGAACAGCUCAUCCAAAUGGGCAAGGCAGCUGACUCGCUGUAUCUCCACCCCCUCAGCUUCCUCUGCGCUAAAUUGUCGGCUGGCGGCGCGAUUGAAGCAUGUCGUGCUGUAGCCGAGGGUCGCGUCCGAAAUGCCAUGGCUGUAAUCCGACCGCCGGGCCACCACGCUGAACAUGACAAGCCAGGCGGUUUCUGCUUUUUCGACAAUGUUGCGAUUGCGGCACGUGUCUGCCAGCGGGACUUCGGUGAUCGCUGUCGCAAGAUCAUGAUUCUUGAUUGGGACGUGCAUCACGGCAACGGUGUGCAGAUGGCAUUUGAAGAUGACCCGAACGUUCUAUACAUAUCACUUCAUGUGCACAACAACGGAAAAUUCUAUCCGUCAGGCGACUACGGUGACCACCUUCAUGUCGGCACGGGCGCAGGGGAGGGACGCAAUAUCAACAUACCGUGGCGAACGAAUGGCAUGACGGACGGUGAUUACAUAUAUGCUUUUCAACAUAUUGUCAUGCCAUGCGCUUAUGAGUUCAACCCGGACUUGGUCAUCAUAUCGGCUGGCUUCGAUGCAGCUGAAGGUGAUAUGCUGGGUGGCUGUCACCUUUCGCCUGCGGGCUACGCGCACAUGACGCACAUGCUUAUGUCCCUCGCAGGAGGCAAGGUGGUAGCCUGUCUCGAAGGAGGAUAUAACUUGCGUGCCAUUGCUCGUUCAGCGCUCGCGGUCACACGUACACUGAUGGGGGAGCCACCGGAUAGACUUUCCGAGAGCAUCGAAGCCUCGCAAGGCGCGGUCGACAUCUGCAACCUGGUAAUCCGCACUCAUGCUGCAUAUUGGAAAUGCCUGUAUCCCAAGAAUAAGGCCAAAAAUCGGUUGCAGAACAUGGGAGGUGAGCGGCUGCACGACAUGCUGCGCCGUCUGCAGGCGCAUGAAUACGCUACGAACUACAAAAUGGCUGAGCUAUGGAUUAUGCGAGAGAAGCUGUCCAAGUCCUUUGAGCGACAGGUGCUAGCCACGGACGGCUACUCUGAUGCUAAGCCGCUGCUCGUCAUCUUUCAUGACCCGCCAGAGACUCUUGGCGAACAAAAUACGCACAGCGGCGCCUUUGACGCGCAUAAUCUGAUCGUAACCGAUGUUGCAAAGCAGUACUUGGAAUGGGCCAUUUCUCAAAAAUUCAGCGUAAUCGAUGUCAAUGUGCCCAAAUACGUGACAAAUGAAGAGAAUAACGAGAAUUUUGAGGACAUUGAUCCUUUGGAAACACGGUUGAAAGCAAUGCGCGAAUGCGCUAUGUACCUAUGGGAGAACCACAUCGAGCCUUACGAUGCAACAGAUGUGUUUCUUAUGGGUGUAGGAGACGCCGCGGCGGCAAUUACCUACCUACUUUCGCAUGCGGAUGACAUUCAGCAACGCAUCAGUUGGGUGUUCAACUUCACGUGCGAGCACGACCUGCGUGCCGUCCAGCGAGCGGGCGACGAUUAUUUUGCUGACUGGUAUUUCAAGCACAGUAGUUGCUUCGUCGCGCAUGACCAUCAGGCAUGGAGCCCGGAGCGCACGAGGCGCGUCCGCCGCAAAUACGGGAACCUCAUCCGCAGCGGGUCCAACGACCUCAACGAGAUUCUUCUCGAGGCUAAAGAGAACGUACAGGAGCGCAUGAUGGAGCUGACACGCAAAUGGCGUGAGUACGAGUCGCGGAAGAUGAGCGUGCCUCCGCCGCCCACGUCUAAUGCCACAUCUGCUAGCACAGCGUCGUCUCAACGGAUAUCAAACAUACGGACGGGUCACUCGCUCGGUGAUGAAUUACGCGGAGCACUGCCAUCUGCGAAGAUCUCAGCUCCGUAUCUCGAACUCGGAGGUGCACCACAAUUUGGUCAUCAGCCCGAGAUGCUUGUUCGGAGCAGUCCAGGAGCAAGUCCUCGACGCGAAGCCAUGAAAAGUCCAGUGAACAAGCUGCCUCCCAUGGGCAUGUUCUACUCUAGUCCUGAGCGAGGUGCCGGCUUGCGCAGCCCAAUGACGAGUGGUAGUCCCUCUAGACGAAUUUGAUUUGCAAGAUGGUACCCAUUUGGCGGUCUCAAUCAACGCAAAAAAACACAGUCGUCUCUUUUAGACACCUGGUUUAUGUGUUCGUCAAGGCUGCUACUAUUUGAGAAGCGUGGUUAAUCUUAUAAGAACAGGAUUGAGAUAUGUGUCAUAAUAAAUAGCAGUUGAAGGAGGAUGUCAAGAGAUUUCAUGUGCUUCGCUUCAUUUUCAAGGCGAUUAUGCUCUCUUCCCUUUCGCCAGCAGUCCACACGUACAGACUUCGUUUUUGCUUCAUCUCGGCGCAAGGCCGCCUAGGUUCCUCAUGGUGUUGGUUUCAUCACACUUUACCCCUCUUCGUCUGUACACCUGCUGCUACGGCGUCAAAAGCUCCGUGACAGUGCCCUGGCGCCUAUCAAGUCCAGCGCCACGCUGCAACUCAGAUCUCAUAAAAGCGCCC
Messenger RNA from Verruconis gallopava, 3777 nucleotides. RefSeq lists its product as uncharacterized. Gene Ontology annotation, molecular function: histone deacetylase activity. NCBI's taxonomy places the organism in Eukaryota, Fungi, Ascomycota, Dothideomycetes, Venturiales, Sympoventuriaceae. Gene Ontology annotation, cellular component: histone deacetylase complex. Bases 621 to 3344 code for a protein of 907 amino acids. The transcript has 5 exons. The record is from RefSeq and is a predicted model, not a curated record. Gene Ontology annotation, biological process: chromatin organization.